Messenger RNA from Cordyceps militaris CM01, 1188 nucleotides. RefSeq names its product 2-oxoglutarate-dependent ethylene/succinate-forming enzyme. The coding region runs from base 1 to 1188 and encodes 395 amino acids. The record is from RefSeq and is a predicted model, not a curated record. Lineage: Eukaryota; Fungi; Ascomycota; Sordariomycetes; Hypocreales; Cordycipitaceae. The transcript is spliced from 4 exons. Gene Ontology annotation, molecular function: dioxygenase activity.
AUGCCACCGGGGUUUACCGCCUCUGUUGGUCGGCUGAACACGUAUUGCCUGCCCGACAAGGUGACAGGGUCGGCAUCUGACCGGUUGAUGGCAGAGGCCAUGGUUCAGUCAUGGCGCCGGGAUGGUAUCUUACAGAUCGCCAUGUCACCGCAGCAGCAGAGCAUAUACCAGAAUGCAAAUGCGGCCAGCCGGCGCUUCUUCCAGCGGAGAAGCGCACAGAAGCAGCAGUGUGUUAACGAGAAGAGCUACGCUGGCUAUGUUGCCUCGGGUGAGGAGAUUACGGACGGCGUCGCCGACUAUUCGGAAAUAUUUACAGUGACCAAGGAUCUGGCAGAGGAUGACCACAGAGUGGCUGGAAAGUGGCCAUGCCAUGGCCCGUGCCCGUGGCCGAACGAGGACAUGAAGUUGAACAUGACGGCAUAUACAGACGAUCUCUCACGGAGUGGCGAUCAGCUGCUGGAGAUGAUUGAACUGGGUCUCCGCGUUCCACGGGGGUCUCUCAAGCGGUACACCGAGGAUGGAUGGCAUCACAUGCGAGUACUGCGCUUUCCACAGAGAGAUCAAACCAACGGCAAGGGAAAGAAGGGGCGCGGCAUUGGUUCCCACACAGACUAUGGCCUGUUGGUCAUGGCCGCGCAAGAUGAAGUUGGUGGUUUGUUUGUAAGGCCGCCACAUCAGAGCGAACAUUACGCCAACUGGGAAAAGAGCGCGGCUGGCAUGCGGGAAGACGAUUCUGGUUGGGUUUACGUGCCACCCACCCCCGGAGUAUUCACUGUGUUUCCUGGGGACAUGAUGCAGUACAUGACAAACAGCUACCUCAAGUCGACGCCGCACAAGGUCGGCCUCAACACCAGGGAGCGGUUUGCUUUUGCCUACUUCCACGAGCCCAACUUUGCGUCUGUCCUCAAGCCCCUGCCCGGGUAUGAGAGCGGUGCCGCGUCGGACGCGGAAGGCAUCCACUAUGGGACGCACUUUACCAACAUGUGCCUGCGCAACUACCCUGAUCGCGUGACGACCAAGAAGCUGCUGCAGGAAGGGCGGUGCAAGAUGCUUACGCUGCCGCAGCUACGGCGUGUAGCGGCGCCGACGCGGUCGCCCGGCGCGAGCGGCGGUGGCUGCGCCGAAGAUGAGGCGGUGCUUCGGCACGGUGGCUACCCGGCACCGAGGAUGGAGUUGUCGAACGCGUGA